AAAACCAAUAAACAAAUGAAAGAAAAUGGAAAAAAUAUCUGGGUCGCUUUCUCUAUCCCCGAUCCAUUUAUUAUAACCAGUCAUUGAAACCCCAGAGAGACAGACCCAUCUCGAUUUUCUUCUCUACCCAUGUUUGUUUUUCUCUCCCGGAUGUGCUGUUCCAAUUCUGGAUCUGCUGUUCGAGUCUUAUCUAAACGAUUAUUUAAGGAUUGGUGAUAUCUUUUGUGUAUAUUUAUUGUCUGGUGGAGUUGAAGACGCUUUUUUGAUUGGGGAGUUGGGACAGAGCAAUUUUGUAUUGGGUCAUUGAUUAGUGUAGUUGUUUCUUGAGGAAUGUCGUUGUUGCCAAAAGGUGAUUCUUUGUUGCCAAAUGGUGAUUCAAUCCACAUUCGAGAGGUGUGGAAUGACAAUCUGGAGGAAGAAUUUGCUUUGAUUCGUGAAGUUGUGGAUGACUACCCUUUUAUUGCGAUGGACACUGAGUUUCCAGGCAUUGUUCUGCGCCCGGUUGGAAAUUUUAAGAGUAACUAUGACUACCACUACCAAACAUUGAAGGACAAUGUUGAUAUGCUGAAGCUAAUUCAGUUGGGUUUAACAUUUUCGGAUGAGCAUGGGAAUCUACCAACUUGUGGAACCGACAAAUACUGCAUCUGGCAAUUCAAUUUUCGUGAAUUCAAUGUCAAUGAAGAUGUGUUUGCUAAUGACUCAAUUGAGCUCUUACGUGAAAGUGGUAUCGACUUUAAGAAGAAUAAUGAGAAUGGUAUUGAUGCCUUGCGUUUUGGUGAACUCUUAAUGUCAUCUGGAAUUGUGUUGAACGAUAAUGUGCAUUGGGUAACUUUCCACAGCGGGUAUGAUUUUGGGUACUUGCUUAAGCUGUUGACGUGCCAGAAUCUUCCUGAUACUCAAACAGGGUUCUUCAAUUUGAUCAACAUGUACUUCCCGACCAUUUACGAUAUUAAGCAUUUGAUGAAAUUCUGCAAUAGCCUUCACGGUGGAUUGAACAAGCUCGCAGAGUUGUUGGAAGUGGAGAGAGUUGGGAUUUGUCAUCAAGCAGGUUCAGAUAGUUUGCUCACAUCUUGUACAUUCAGGAAAUUAAAGGAGAAUUUCUUUAGUGGUUCUCUGGAAAAAUAUGCUGGUGUGUUGUAUGGUUUAGGUAUUGAGAGUGGACAGAAUAUACAUUGAAGUGGAAAAUUAAAAAAAAAAAAAAAUAGUAGAGGGAUGUUUGCCGAACUGUAUAUGUGUCUAACAUCCAUAUGUCAAUGUACACUUUUGGCAACAAGGUCCUUAAUCUAUAGAAAUUUCUUUAUUUUGUUAUUCUCUUCUCUCUUAUACUGUUACC
Molecule: messenger RNA, 1333 nt
Organism: Tripterygium wilfordii
Lineage: Eukaryota; Viridiplantae; Streptophyta; Magnoliopsida; Celastrales; Celastraceae
Product: probable CCR4-associated factor 1 homolog 7
Exons: 2
Coding region: 331-1176 (281 amino acids)
Cellular component (GO): P-body; CCR4-NOT core complex; CCR4-NOT complex
Molecular function (GO): nucleic acid binding; poly(A)-specific ribonuclease activity
Source: RefSeq, a predicted model, not a curated record